AGCGGCCAGCUGUGAAACAACAGUAACGCUCGGUCUCCUGACCUAUACGUUAACUCGCUCGCGUCGGGUCGUCUUCACGGCUCUUUGUUCUGUUGUGUCUAGUGGUCGUCUGUCUGUGUGCCAAAAUGCCGUCAAAUAAUGUAAAAGUGAUCGCUUCAAGCAAACAAGUCACCGCUGAAUCGAAUCGACGCGAAAUUCAGAAUAUGGUCAUGUUAGGUAGCGGUUUUAUGGUUAUGUUUACUGCAUUCAACACAAUGGAGAAUCUAGAGAAACCUUUCUUGGCCAGUGCGACAGAGGAUGAUCCCACAUUCACAGCCGACGGUUACGUGGCUCUCGGGAUCUUGUACUUGUUCUUCGGGAUCUCACUCUGGCUAGCUCCGUCCAUCAUCAGUCUCAUCGGACCGCGCGUUGCUCUAGCUGUCAGCUCUCUAGGCUAUAGUGCUUUUAUCGCCUCUUUCUAUCUCCGGAAGACAUGGCUCGUAUACGGAGGGUCUGUCGUGAACGGGUUGAGUGCUGCCCUCCUGUGGACAGCGCAGGGAAACUACACGAUAUUGAACUCUCGGCCGAAGACAAUCACCAGAAACACAAGUAUAUUCUGGGUCCUCUUCAAGUGUUCGUUAUUUUUUGGAAACGCUUUCGUCUUCUUCAUGUUUCGAGGGAAGACAAGGAUCGAUCACGACACAGGAAACACGGUCAUAGUAGUCUUGUUCGCCAUCGCUGCGUUCGCAACGUUCCUGAUGCUGUUCCUGCGGAAACCCGAGCACGAGAGUCAGAAGAGAGAUGAAGCAUCUCUGUGGGCCUCGAGAGUCUCCUUCAUCGCCGAGGCUGGUCCCAUGGAGGCCUUCACCAGAUCCGUCAGGCUGGCGUUGAAGCCUAGGAUUCUGAUGCUCUGUCCACUGUUUUGUUAUUUUGGAUUCCAAGUGUCGUACCACUCAGGAAUCUAUAGUGCCUGUGUGGGUUUCACCAGAAAUUUGGGCGAAGACAGUAAGAAACUCAUUCCUCUUGUGGGCAUAUUUAUUGGUCUGGGAGAACUUGUCACCGGUUCAAUCCUCAUUUUAAAAGGCACUCACUUUUCAAAGUUCAAGUGGGGAGGUGUGUGGAUAGUAUCCACAGGAUUUGUGGUCCAAGCCACGUGUUUCUUCAUGGUGUUCCUGAACUUGCCAAAUGCUGCCGUGUUUGGUGACACCUAUGACACGGCUAUCUUGACAAGCAAUAUUCCACUCUGCCUCCUGUGUGGCAUGAUGAUUGGUAUUGGAGAUGGUUGUUUCACAUCUCAGAUCUACUCUCUCCUGGAGACGAUGUACCCUAACGACAGUUCUCAGACAGUAGCUCUGUUCAACUUUAUCAAUGCGCUAGCAUCAGCUACCAGUUUCUACAGCAGCACAAUGCUGGGUCUGCACACUCAACUGCUGAUUCUGGUGUUGACCGGGCUGACCGGCAGCAUCGGCUAUGCUGUGGUCACUGCACAGGUGAAGCGUGGGGUCGCCAGUCAGGCGCUCAGCACACACUAACAGUAUUCGUCUCACUUUGUACCGUCGGUGCCAUUUCCUCCAGUCAACAUCUCCAUGGGCGAGCUUAGCUGAACACAUGUUUUGCUGUGAACGUUUUAUUUAAUUUGUUUCUCCAUUUUAAUUUAAAAUAGUUAAUUUAGAGUUGUAUUUAAAAGUUAGGUUAAUUUGUGUUAUUAGGCGGUUCUAUGUCUAGAAUUUUACUUUUAUGACUGAUUGAAAUGACUUUUUGUUAGAAUUUUGGAAGCUCUUUUUAAUGGCUUAAGUUUGAGUUUUUAUUAUAUAAUUUUGUGAUUAUAUUUUCAUAUAUGUUUAACAGGGAAACAUACAUAUAUUUUCUUCCUUAUUUGGCCGCAAACAAUUUUUUCAUUCUUUAUAAAAUUCAGUCCAUAGUGACUUUCUAGUACUGGAAAUUAAUUUUUAAGUAUUAAAAUCAUAUUCACUAGUUCAAGAUGUACUUUUAAGUGCUGAAUUUGUGCACACUUUUGUAUUGCUAGCUCAAAGAUUCCUUCAAUGUUUUAUGUUUAUAAUUUUUGGGAAGAUGUCAACACGCAUGUUAUUUAGUUAAUGUAUCUUAAAAUGAGAAUUUCAAUUUAAAAAUUGAUUUUGGAUGCCUGUCCUUAUGAGGACUCUUUUGAAAAUGUUGAAUACACCAAAAGGCUGCUCCAGUCGAUCGAAACGUAUUCCCAUAAGUUGCUGAGUGUGUUCUCAUCCCAGUCUUUAAGUACAUUCAGAAACUGAAACUUCAGAUCAGCUUUAAAUAUUAGAAAGUUCCAAUAAAACAAUUUUAACGACAGAACACCCUAGAACCGCCAAGUGAGUUUGUGUUGCUCUCCAGUGUGAUCAAACAGCCAAAUACGGACAAACGUUGUCCUGUAAAUAUCCACUUAAGAGUCAGCCGUACUUGAUCUUGGCUUGAACUCUAUAAGAGUAAUGUUAAGCCCCAGACACUUUGACAUUUUAUUUUUAUUAGUAGAAUUAUGGGAGACAUCCCUCUUUCAAUGCUGCAAUUCCUUAUUUAAAUGUACAAAAAGUAUAAACUCUUUGUAUGCAUAUUGAACGUAGCUUAAAAUGAGGCAUCUCUGAUAGUUUCUACA
This is a messenger RNA of Homalodisca vitripennis (glassy-winged sharpshooter), 2605 nucleotides long. RefSeq names its product UNC93-like protein MFSD11. NCBI's taxonomy places the organism in Eukaryota, Metazoa, Arthropoda, Insecta, Hemiptera, Cicadellidae. The coding region runs from base 126 to 1511 and encodes 461 amino acids. The transcript is spliced from 8 exons. The record is from RefSeq and is a predicted model, not a curated record.